GAAAAUCUCUUCCACACUCACAGUCUGUGCUUGGCAUUGCAUGUUAUAAUUGUUUAGCUUUAAGAAUGCAUACAGACUUAUCCGCACAUCUCCAUACAGAAGAGUGUAACAAGUUUAUUUAUGCUUAUAAGAAAUGCAUGGAAAAUAAUUUUUUCUCAAAGUUCUUCGGCCAUUGUGACAGACAUGAACAUUGGAUGUCAAAGUGUCUUAAGAAAGAGAGACUGGCAAGAAGAAAAGCAAAUGCAGAUAGAGCAAAAGCAAAGAGUGUACAAAGACAGUCAAAUAUUGUCAGUAUUUUUGAUGAUGAAAGAUGGAAGUUUUUGGAUUCAGAUGAUUGAAGUCAUUGUUGUAUGAAGGAAUUGAUGUAUAAUGUUGAAUGACAGUAUGGCCUGAUGGCAUGAAAGAUAUCAUCAAUUCUAUAAACAUUUUGGAGGAAAAUUUCGAAAAUUGUUUUCUUGUGAAAUAUUAUCCAAAUAUACAUUUCUAGUCUUUCAUCAUACAUCUCAUAAGAACUGAUAUCCAUUCAGGGUAUUAGGGAUUGACAGUAUAACGUUGAUUUAACUGAUAAAUUAUUAGCACAUUUGUCCUGUGAAAAACAUGUUCAUUGUCCACCAGUUAUUUUACAAAAAUGUUUUAUCUAUACACUUGUCCAUACAUCCACACUAAAGUCCAUCAUGAAUUUAUUGUAAAAAACUAAAUGAUUGAAAUGGAUUGUAUACACAUAAAUGUACCUUUCGUAAGUUAAUUUAGUGAGAGAGUGUGGCUACAAAAAGUUGGUCUUUUCCUCAAUCAUCAUAAUUGGGUAGUCUUUUAGGAUAUAUGAACUUAAUUUAAGAUUUCUUUUGCAGCUCUUAUUCAAUGUUCUUUUUAUUUGCCAUAUCAUGAGUCUGAGGAUGAAAAAUGUGUUGUUUAGUUGUGAUACAUUGUGUAAAUCAUUUUAUUGUAAAUAUACAUGGUUUUAUUUGAAUUUAUAAAAAAAUGCUUUUUA
This is a messenger RNA of Mytilus trossulus (common blue mussel), 988 nucleotides long. RefSeq names its product COX assembly mitochondrial protein 2 homolog. The record is from RefSeq and is a predicted model, not a curated record. Gene Ontology annotation, cellular component: mitochondrion. The coding region runs from base 66 to 338 and encodes 90 amino acids. The transcript is spliced from 4 exons. Lineage: Eukaryota; Metazoa; Mollusca; Bivalvia; Mytilida; Mytilidae.